Physella acuta is the source of this 786-nucleotide messenger RNA. RefSeq lists its product as uncharacterized. The record is from RefSeq and is a predicted model, not a curated record. Lineage: Eukaryota; Metazoa; Mollusca; Gastropoda; Physidae.
UAGAUAGAAUCUCUUUCAAAUUUUCAAACACAUUUUCUAAUGGAUAUUUCACAGGUUUAAUACAACAGCAAAAUGGCCGAAAAUUCAAACACAUUUGCAGGUACACACGAGGUACAAGAAUGUCUUGCAGGUGAAAGUGAGGCUAGUCUAGCAGUUUACCGAAGUUCUUGUGAGAAAAAACCGGGUCAUGAAGGUUUUAUCCCAGUCAAGAGCUUCACCCUUGAUCAUCUCCCUGCUAAACAUCGUGACGAAGACCUGUAUAAACUGACUAGAGCUAUUGCUGACCUGACCGUCAGGGUUGCCGUGGAAUAUACAAGUCUAGCGAGACCAGAGCUAGACCCCCUCACCAAAGUUCCUUAUCCCUCCCACAACACCAGGGGGGCGAGUUCGUUGAGGACAGGGACGGGGAUGGUUUUCAAUGUGGACAUGUACUCAGAAGGAAUGGAAGAGUUGGACGAUAAAAAAUACCGUACUUGUCCAUGUCCUGAAUGUGACCACUCGGCUUCACCAAGCAAGGUAUGGUGGGAGAUUAAGGUCAUGACAGCCAGACAUGUGGUGUUUGAUGACAGUGAGGCGAGACAGUCCAGAUGUAGGUUGUGGUUUGAUGAAGACUAAAGUCCAAAUAUCGUAGUUACUGGAAUGAAAGUUGACGCUCCCGAUACUGAAGGAGAUGUGUGUGUUUUCUAUUGUGCGACUCACGAUUCACAGAUUGCCAGAAAGCUGGAGGAGAUGGUCAAACACUUUGCUGAUCUUCGCUACAACAUCAGCAACGAAUAUGGAAGCAUA